CUGCCCGAGAUGGUCACGAUCUCCGCGAAGAAGGGGAACAAGCUGCGCGUGAUUGCGGAUGCGUGGCAUUUGGAGGAUAAUUGCCACUACGAAUGGGAGAUCGCGUUCGCGCCGUACGACGUGGACAUGAGCUCCGUGAAGGCCAAAUUUGAGCCCGGCGGGCGGCUGCUGAUCACGGUAGCGCGGCGUUGAGCACGGUGGCGCGGCGCUGAGCGCUGCCACCGGACCUCUCCCUGCCCCUCGCGCUCCCCAGGCUAUGUGUCUCAUGAUACCUCCCAACCUAUCAUUAUUGGCACGCCUAUUAUUGCUGGGACUACGUACGCACACGACAUACCCACCGCACGCCCUCAUGGACUCGAGUCUCGACUCGCCUCCAUACCAAUGGCUUCUCCGCUCCAUUGCACGCCCCCGCCACGCAUGUUAGAAACUGAUCACCCAACCAUCCUAAUGUAUACUUACCGAUACCUACCACUAGCCUAGCGUAUGAUACAUGUUUUAUCGCCUACCUAUUGCGUUAUGUACGCGGGCCCCGCGUCGCCUGCAAAGUACUGUUUUGUUCUGUAAUACUGACGCCGCCGCUUCGUUCGCUUCUCUUCGCGCGGUGUCUAGCGUGCUUCCCUAUGUACAUAGGCCACUUCCUUAUGUCGCAGAAGACACCAGUGCAUGUACUUUAGUCUACUGCCGUGGCGG
This is a messenger RNA of Schizophyllum commune H4-8, 690 nucleotides long. RefSeq lists its product as uncharacterized. Bases 10 to 192 code for a protein of 60 amino acids. NCBI's taxonomy places the organism in Eukaryota, Fungi, Basidiomycota, Agaricomycetes, Agaricales, Schizophyllaceae. The transcript has 2 exons. The record is from RefSeq and is a predicted model, not a curated record.